GGAACAGAUCUGUUUCACUUCGUCCAUGGACAUCAAUCAUGGGCUGAUUACUUAACGUACAUGGAGCAAGAUGGCGCAUGGGGUGACCAUGUUAUUCUAUGUGCCGCAGCAAACUGCUACAAAACUUGCAUUCGUGUGGUCAGCAGUCUUAACGCUACUCACGAUGUUAUCUUACGGCCACAAUGCCCUGUUUACAAUGGCAGGACACUUGUUUUGGGACACAUCCAUGAAGUACACUAUGUCAGCCUUCACUCCACACACGGUCAAAUCCAUCGAGACGCAGACGGUGAUGACAGCGAUGACGAAUCGAAAGAUCAAAGUGCGCAUGAACAGGGCGCACACCAGCCCGAUUAUGAAGAGCCCGAAGAGAGAGAUGAGACUGAACAGGAUGAAGAACCGGAGGAAGAACACGAAGACCCAUCAGAGCAGAGAGAGGAACCUGAAAUACAUGAAAAAGAAUCUGAAGAAAAACAUGAGGCUGUCAUGGAGGAUGAGCCUGACAAACAAGAAAAAGAAACGGAAAACGACUGCAAAGAGUCUGAAGAGCAAGAUGAAGAUAACAUAGAUGAGGAAGCUGGGGAAGACGAAGAGUUUAUUAAGAGUAAGGAUAAUCACCAAGCAGACGAUAAUCUCCCAGCAGCCUCAGGGCGAGAGUCUCCAAGAGCACCGCUGGCCACGUUCGACGAUGACAGCGAUCUUGAUCAGUUUUAUGAAGCGCUGGAUGGUAUAAAAGAAACGAGUGUGUAAUCAAAAAAACUGUAUUCUCAGAUGAGUGCAUUCUUUGUGUUGCAAGUUUACUUUAAAAUUAAAUCGAUUAAGUAGUUAUCAAGCACCUGCAGUAGUUUUCGUAAAUAGCGUCAAAAUACAAGCCUGCUGUUUUAUGAUUCCGUGUCAUGCUAAAAAUCAUAGUUA
Messenger RNA from Stylophora pistillata, 912 nucleotides. RefSeq lists its product as uncharacterized. Gene Ontology annotation, biological process: protein deubiquitination. Gene Ontology annotation, molecular function: cysteine-type deubiquitinase activity. The record is from RefSeq and is a predicted model, not a curated record. NCBI's taxonomy places the organism in Eukaryota, Metazoa, Cnidaria, Anthozoa, Scleractinia, Pocilloporidae.